Rhagoletis pomonella (apple maggot) is the source of this 1731-nucleotide messenger RNA. RefSeq names its product tRNA pseudouridine(38/39) synthase. Gene Ontology annotation, cellular component: nucleus; cytoplasm. The coding region runs from base 220 to 1710 and encodes 496 amino acids. Gene Ontology annotation, molecular function: RNA binding; pseudouridine synthase activity. Gene Ontology annotation, biological process: mRNA pseudouridine synthesis; tRNA pseudouridine synthesis. The record is from RefSeq and is a predicted model, not a curated record. The transcript is spliced from 8 exons. NCBI's taxonomy places the organism in Eukaryota, Metazoa, Arthropoda, Insecta, Diptera, Tephritidae.
CCAAAUGGCUACAAUUAUCCAGAGCCCAAAAAUCCACUGUUUCUCACUCUCAGUCAACCUACAUAAGUUCCACAAAUUCCUCAACACGAAACCCCAACAAAGCAUUUGCUUUAAAACACCUCCUACAUAUGUGGUAAACAAUCAAUUGCAGGGACGCAGGACAACAAACCAACAACUUGUUUACGAAAAUUUCAUUCGCAGGACAACAAACAAAAAACAAUGAAUGACAAAAAAGUGCAAAUAAACAAACGAGGAAAGGGACGUGUAAGCCGGGAAGAGAUACAGGCAUGGAGCAAAGAGGAGCUUAUAGCUAAGGUAUUACAACUGGAUGCAUACAACUUUCAAAUUAGGAAUUUAUUACAAAAGAAGCUGGGUCAAAGUGAUGGCGAGUUCUACGAACAACUCGCCCAGUUGGAGUCCAAUGAAAGGUCAACAGCGGUUAGAGCGCCGGAACCUGUGCUGCAGCCCAACAAAAUACAACAAAAACGCCAAUUCGACUUUAAUAAGAGCUACAAACGACAUGUUCUGAUAAAAUUCCUCUAUUUCGGAUGGGAUUAUCACGGUUUGGCAGUACAGGAAGACUCAAAUGCUACAAUAGAGCACCAUCUAUUCCAAGCGCUAAUUCGCACCUGCCUUAUUCAGUCACGCGAAUCCGCAAAUUACCAUCGAUGUGGCAGAACAGAUAAAGAAGUGAGUGCAUUUUGCCAAGUAAUCUCCAUAGAUUUGCGUAGUAAAUUUCCACCAGAUGAGCAGUUGAAGACGGAAUCAUUAGCCAAUGAAAUUGAUUACUGUUCUCUCUUGAAUCGCGUAUUGCCGCGCAGUAUACAAGCGGUGGCAUGGAUGCCUUUGCGUAGCCCAGUGUAUAGCGCACGGUUUGACUGUGUCGAGCGUACAUAUCGUUAUUACUUUCCAAUAGGUGAUUUAAAUAUAGAAGCGAUGCAGAAGGGAUGUGAACUGUUAGCAAGGCAUACAGACUUUCGAAAUUUCUGCAAAAUGGAUGUUAAUAAUGGCGUGACAAAUUACAUAAGGCAAAUAUUUAAAGCUAGUGUACGGAGGUGUGAGGUAGAACAGAAUAAUAAGAAUGCUGAAGACGGUUAUGCGAUGUAUAUGUUAGAGAUAAGAGCUAAUGCUUUCCUCUGGCAUCAAAUACGCUGCAUUAUGGCGGUAUUGCUGCUCAUUGGAGAAGGCAAGGAGCAGCCCGAGGUUAUAGAUGAAUUACUGGACGUACAGAAAAAUCCAUGUAAACCACAGUAUACGCCUGCAAUUGGCUUGCCCUUAAACCUUUUCCAUUGCGAAUAUCGUAAGCAUACAAUACAGCCCGCUGAUAAUACAUCACGUGAUGUAUGUGCAGAGGAUGAGGCCGAGCACACUACUGCUUGGAUAUAUGGUGAUGAACAUCUGCAAAAACUUAUUGAAACUGUACAGGGCGAAUGGACGCAGUACAACAUUAAAAGUACUAUGAUACGAGACGUACUGCACCAAUUAGAGCAAAUACGCCAAAAAGAUCAUAAGUGCGCAGAGCCAGUGAAUGCUCAGGCUUGGUUACUGCAAGAUGGUGUGCGUCCGCGUCAAUAUCAGCAGCUUUUGAACCGUAAACGUUGUGAGAGCUUGGAAAAUCGUAUUGAACAUUUUAUCAAAAAGCAACGUUUAAUUGUCACCGAUGAGCCUGCAGCGAAGUUAGACACAAUUUCUGCAGCGGUUAACAAGUGAUAAUUUAAAUUACGUUUAAUA